AUGGAAAACGAUGGGUAUAUGAAGGAAGAUAGUUGCUGCAACUCUCAGAAACAGGAUAUCCACCCGACUGCUCCAGUCGGAAGCAGUACGACAGUUAUUAUUGAAGGUGAUAGUGUGUUACCUCAGACUUCAUGCCAAUGCAUUGAGAAGCAAGACACCUGCACAUGUUCAUCAUCAGCACCAAAAACCAAGGUUGAGCUGGUAACUUGGGUCAAACCAAAGGGUUGGAUGCUCUUGGUUAUCAUCGUGGCAUUUGUAGCAUGGUCAGCCAUCUACUUCACACUGUCUGGUCUGGAUAAGAUCUAGUCAAGGCCACUCAUAAGGCAACCAGUAGUAGUAGUAUUUUAUAAUAUAAAUUUUCAAUAUGUUAGUCUUUUGCCAGAUUAGAAUAUAAUGGGGCAGAUAGAUUUUUAUUAAAACAAAUGUAAAUUAUAAGGAACUUUAGGUAAUGGCUGAGUCUGCAGUGGACUCUCGGACUAUUGUUGUAAACCCAGAUGUACAGAAUAUGGAGAAAGAGACAAAUGCAAAAGAUUUCAAGUCCAAAGAUAAUCAAACUGGAAAUCUUAAAACAGAAAAAAGAGAUAAAUUAAAGUCAACAACACAGCAAAACAUCUCAGAGCAAGAUAAUGUAAAAGAUUGUCCUGUAAGAAAGGAAAACAAUGAAAAUCACAAUACCAGUCAAGAAGACAGCAAGGUACACGUGUGCCAUUCUUGCCAACAUUUGUAUGGCAAGAACAGUGAAAUUGUCAUCAUACCUUCCAAUCUUAACCACACUCAUGAUCACGUCCAACACCAUUCAGCAUUCAAACCAUGGAAGGCGCGCAAAUAUGAGGAUCUAUGUGCAUGCCCAGAGAGUGGAAGAGAAGAUCAAGGUAACAGUACAGAACACCAAACUUCUGUGUGGCAAAAUCUUAUACCUCGCAAUGCACCCUGGUGGCCCCGCACCAAGAUUAUUCUACUGGUCAUUGCUGGAAUCUUGCCAUGGGUUUUCCUGGUUAUUUAUUUGGUCUUUACUUACAAGACAUCCUCCUAAGAUGAGCUGUGACUAGGCAACCACAACCUCCUACGAUUGAUAGAAAUAAUGCUAAUAUGGGAAAGUGGAGAAGAAUUCUCCCUUUCUAAGCCAUGCUGUGUUGUAAGAGGCGACUAAAAUACUGGGAGUAAGGAGCUAGUAACCCCCUUUCCUGUAUAAAUUACUAAAUGUAAAAAGAAAAACUUUCGUUUUUCUUUUUAGAUCACCCUGCCUCGGGAGAUGGACGGUGUGUUAAAAAAAAUGCUAACACGAUGUAGCACCACCUUAAGCACCUAGCAUCCAGGUAUUUUUGGAUUUGUAUCCUGGUUAGUUGUAGGAUAUUUCAUUUGCAUUUCAGGUUUGCAAAUGUGUUAAAAACUUUAUUGCCAUUUGUGCAUUCCAUUUUAUAACUUAAUAUGUUGUGGCCAGUUUUUUUUAAUCAUUAUCUGUAUAUUCAUUAUUAUUAUUACAUUCAGCCAUUAUCAUUAUGCAGUACAGUACUUUAUAAUGCUCACCUGGGUAAAGAAUUAAAAUGUUAUGGAACACAGUUAUAAUGUGCAGUACUAGGGAAUAAGCUUACCAUUUGCAAUUUUUAUUCAUUUGAGGUACUUUUAUUUUUUUUUUUACCUCAGUGAUCAUUUCAUGCCAAGGCAGAGUGAUGAGGUAUAUAUAUACAGUAUACAUUACAAAUGUACUCAGCACAAAAAAUAGCAUAAGUUAUGACUGCAAUUAAUUAUUUAUUAAUUUUUUAUGUUUGGGGCAGACAUAUUUGUCACGAAUAUAAACAAAUAGACUUGAUAUUUAUGAAUAUAUGUUAUCAAUUGAACGUAAUUAAAUUUUUUAUAAAGUACUGUUAGACCUCUUAAUGUUUAGUGCCUUCCAUUGAAUGUAAAUAAAAUUAAUAAAUAGUAAUCUAUAAUUAUGUUCAUGUGUACUAAUUUGUAUUUUUACUGCUAUUCUUUUAACUUCUUAACCCGUAACGGUCCAAACGUAUAUAUACGUUUUUUCAACAUUUGAAAGUAUGUAAAAAAAGUAGAUCUUUUUUGUUUUUUUACAUUUGAAAAUGUGUAAAAAAAACUUUGAUCUAUUUUUUUUUGUUAUACAGUGGACCCCCGCAUAACGAUCACCUCCGAAUGCGACCAAUUAUGUAAGUGUAUUUAUGUAAGUGCGUUUGUACGUGUAUGUUUGGGGGUCUGAAAUGGACUAAUCUACUUCACAAUAUUCCUUAUGGGAACAAAUUCGGUCAGUACUGGCACCUGAACAUACUUCUGGAGUGAAAAAAUAUCGUUAACCGGGGGUCCACUGUAUUUGAAAAUAUGUAAAAAAAACGUAGAUCUACUUUUGUAGCACUACACAUGUGAACGUAGAUCUGCUUGGACUGUUUACGGGUUAACUGUUGUCUUAACAUGAUUAUAUAAAUUUUUGUCAGUUACGUUCAAAGUUGUAACAUUAAAUAGAACCCUCAAAUGUUAAAGGUGACACAAUACAUACAUUCUUCAAAGUUUCACAUUUCCUCCAUCAUACAGACUGAAAGCUCCAGUUAAAGUACAGUACAGUAUGUUCAAACAGAUAAAGAGUAUUUUCUGUUGGUUGACAACAGAUAGUUUAUGAAUAUUGAGUAAAAAAAAUUUGAAGGUCAACAGGAUUUGUUUGUGUAAGCAUCAACAAUUAAGUGGUAAAGAUAAUUCUCAAGUGUUUGAUACAUACAUUUACAGAACAUGUAUUAGUUAUUGAUGAAAUUGUUAUUUUAUUCCUAAGAAGCUACAUAGUAUUUACUGGACCAUAUUCUGUAACUUGUAUAUUGUGUAUCAGUAUGUUGGUUGCUUGUAUAGUGCUGUGUAUUUCCACAUAGAUAUAAUUCACACACGUAAUGUUAUCAGAUAUUUUUUUAAAUCUGCGUAAGUGAGAAGUAUAAUGUUAUUAUGCUCUUGUGAUUAGAGUACAGUAUGUCUUUCAACUGUUAUAUUAAAGAAUAAAAUAAAAAAAUAUAAUUUUAAAAAUAAAGACUAUAGAAUGUAUAA
This is a messenger RNA of Cherax quadricarinatus, 3033 nucleotides long. NCBI's taxonomy places the organism in Eukaryota, Metazoa, Arthropoda, Malacostraca, Decapoda, Parastacidae. The record is from RefSeq and is a predicted model, not a curated record.